CCAUUUCCUCGGUUGUUUUGCUUUUUUCGCCUGAAUUCUCCAUGUUGGAGCAAUAGCGAGGUCUUUCAUAACGACGGGGGGGAAUGUACACAAAUAUACUGCUGGCGAAGACAACGCUAGAAAGGAACAAGACGAUCACCUCGGCGCCCCUCGGCCACGUGAACCAGAAAUUUAGGCAACAAGAGAAAUAACAGCAAAACGGACUCCUUGCACUAUAGCACGACUGCAUAUACAUAUUGCAAGCGCUCGCUUUUAGGGGGGACAGAUUGGAUGCUGUCGGACUGUGCAUUUGUUAGAUGGAAAGUUCUAUUAUCACCCAAGUACACAAAGAGGACCCUCAACUGCAGUCGAAACCAGGCCAAGUGAGCAAGUCUUCCCCCAAAAAGCCCCGGAGCAGGAAUAUCUUCAAAGCGCUCUUCUGCUGCCUCCGAGCACAGGAUGCCCCUCCGUCAUUGCCUCCAGCCCAGGAUACUCUACUGCCACCUGAGAACAAUGGAACUGUUGCCAAGGUCCCGGGAACCUGCCUGCUGCCCGAGAUGACCCCCCAGGACCAGGGCAAGAUAUGUGUGGUCAUCGACCUGGACGAGACGCUGGUGCACAGCUCCUUCAAGCCAGUCAGCAACGCUGACUUCAUCGUGCCUGUGGAGAUUGAGGGAACAACGCACCAGGUGUACGUCCUGAAGAGGCCACACGUGGACGAGUUCCUGCAGAAGAUGGGAGAGAUGUUCGAAUGUGUCCUUUUCACUGCUAGCCUGGCCAAGUACGCAGACCCAGUGACCGACCUGCUGGACAGAGGCGGUGUCUUUCGUACGCGGCUCCUCCGGGAGUCCUGUGUCUUCCACCAGGGCUUCUACGUCAAGGACCUGAGCCGGCUGGGGCGAGACCUGCACCGGACCCUCAUCCUGGAUAAUUCCCCAGCAUCCUACAUUUUCCACCCCGAGAAUGCUGUGCCUGUGGUGUCCUGGUUUGAUGACCUGGACGACAUGGAGCUGCUCAACCUUCUGCCCAUCUUCGAGGAGUUGAGUGAGACAGAGGACAUCUACGCCAAACUCCAGCUGCUCCGAGCCCCCUGAUAGCUCUCCUUCCCAAUCCUGUCCCAUGUGCACCAGAUCGCACUCAUGAAGCUCCGGACCCCGCUGGAACAAGGGCGUCGUGUUUGCUCCCGAUGACUUUGCAUUGGAGUGAAAUCCUGUACUGCCCGCUGUCCUCCAUCUCUUAUGAUAGCCAAUGAUGUUACCUGCCAAUGUCCAGGACUCACUGCCACUUACUGCUGGUUCAACAAGCCAGUGUUAAGGAUCUCUGGACUUUAUCGCCAUGAAAAGCAAGAAAUCAGCAUUUUCUUUUCUUUUAAAAUUUUCAGUAGUUCACACUUGCACAUUACUUUAGAAAGCACUAUCUUGCUGACUGAGACUUUGAUUAUAGCACUAUCACAUGGUGGACUGGAUGUUGUGGUAACCAGAAUGACCUUUUAAUGCAUCAUGCUGGUCUCUGUAAGCACAACAAAUGAAAGCCAGUUUUCCAGUUUUGCUCUCGGAGAACAGAAAGUCAUUCUAUAGCCUUAAGUAAUCUCAAGGAGACACACAAUGCUGAAUCAGUGGGUCUUUCUGCCCAGUGAAAAGCCAGCAUUACCUGACAUCUGACUUGGGGGGUCCUUGGGCUCCUGGCUGUCCAUCACUGUGCCUUUAUUAAAAAAAAAAAUCUCCGCUUAGUUACGUUCUUUCAUGGAUUUUUAGGUUAUAUAUAUUUUAAAAUUUUGUGUAUCUGGUUGUUCAGCAUAUGGGAAACUACACAUAUAUUUAAAGGUUUUGUGAGGAAGAAUAGCCAUACAGAACCCUCUAGACUUUGUUAGGGACCAUCCAUGAGAGGGCUUAGACCACAGUAUUAUGGUUUAUAGUGACCAUACUUGGUUUACUCUAUGCAACGACAUGUAUACAAGUGUUUUCAGAGAGGGGUUUUAAAACCAUUGUUGCUAUGCUCUUUUCCCAAAAAUGUUGUGCUGUGCAGGUGAUUUCAGAUCUCUGCUCUAGGUGGCGAUCUUGAGCUGUGUGGCUGGAGCUGCCAGUGGUAGUACUGGUUCAUGUAUUGGCCCACUUAGUCUGCUACCCAGAUCCACCAUUUCAUACUGGAUCCACAGAAGAUCAUGUCGCUUCCACCUGCUCCCACAGUAAUAUCAGAAAUGCUUGACAGAAAUUUACUGUAAAGUUACGUAAACACCUGCUGUACUAUAGUAUUCAUGGUGCAAGUAUGGUGUUUUGACUGCCGUUGACAUGCAUUGUUUUUUUUGUUUUUUUUUUUGUGUGAUUUAUCUCAACAAAUUGAAAAUAGAGAAGAGUCCUAGUGGUCUUUUAAGGGGGGCUUUUUGGGGGGCGGGCGGGUGGACUUGCGAUCAGUAGGAAAGAGGUUUGUUUUUGCUUUUUUCCCCUUUCUUUCCUUCCUAGCUUUUGUGAGUUAAGAGCUGCCUGCUUUGUAUUUCUUUGCCUUUCUGGUCCAUGUAAGCACCUAGUUUUUUUUUUUCCUUUUAAUUUUUAAAAUAUGAGCAUUGAAGUGCCUGAGUUGAGUCUUCAUUGUAAACUUUGACUGAGUGGGGGAAGAACUCACUUUUUUUUUUUUAUAAUGAAACAUUUCAGACUGCAAACUUUUUAAAAAUUUCAGGCCAUUUCUUUCCCGUAGAGGAUGCUGAGUUAACAUCCAUUUUUUGUCCCCCUUGCGAUUUUAUUGUUGCAGGUGACAAUGGGUGAAAUGACUGUGAAAUGACCCUGUGCAUUUUGCAUUCCUAACUCGAUUUACUCUGUACUGUCAUAGUACCUGGAAGGGGUUACAGUGGCUGUAUAAGCGUGUUUGUUUCCUUAUGCGUGAUGUCGGUCAGCCUUUUGUAUAAACUGUCGCGUUUGGUGGUGGGAUGUGGUGUGGGGUUUAUGGAUGAUGUACUGCUUUGAUUAAGCCAAAUACAAGGUCAGUGCUGGCCAGAGUUUCACAGCUGCUCUUUAUUUGGGGACCAAAAUCUACCAUUUUUUUUUUAAUCCUAAGUAAUAAGCUUCAUUGUGGGUGGAGGGAAAUCCUUAUUAAGCCUGAAAAGACAGUGUAAUAAUUUGUGCUACUGCCAGUAUUUUUCCUGUCCCUGAAAGUCCACUUGGGUUUUGGGUCCGAUGGCUGCAUUUUGCACGGGUUGGUGAAAUGGCAGAGCCAGGACUGGAAAAAGAAGCGAUCUGAACGGCUGCACUCUGGGAAUGUUUGGGCUGCUGGAGGUGAAAGGGGGGCAGGAGACACAAACGGCUCAUGUUUCUUUUUAAAAAUAGGAGCCUGGGGGGUCUGUCCUUAUUCCAGGCUUUUUUCCCCCCAUUAUUUUCGUCACUGAAGUGCUGUUUGAAGGGGCUUUGUGAGGUUCCACAGUCACGGGGGGGAGGAGCUUAUUGAAUGGAUUUGAGGGAAUUGCCACAAAUUUCUUACAGAAAGCUGUUUGUUCUACUAGUAUUUAAUAUCCAAAUAAAGCAAACAAGCUUUUACCCAGCUGAUUAGAGGCUCUGAAGGUAUACUUAAAAUGCAGGUAUAUAUUUUUGGAGGGGAAUGAAUAUCUUAUACACUGUUGUGGUUUCAAAAGUAUUUACUCCUGAACAGAUAUGCAUCUGAAUUUUGUAACCUUAAUUGAUAAAAUUUGCGCUCGGUGGUCAUUGUGUUUAUGUAUUUGAAUUCAUGAUGAUUGCGUACUGUUGGCAGCAGUGAUCAUGUUUUUGUGCAGUUUAAGUCUUGACAAUCCGAUGUUGGAUAUUUCCCUCCUCUGUGUGUGUGUAGAGUACGUGCAGAAGGUUUUCCAUAAUUCUAGGAAUCUGUUGAGUUAUGUUCAGCCACUUGUUCACUGUGACAUUGCCCCAGGUGUGUUUAAAAGCAGCUGGAAAUGUUUGGGCCCAGUUGUAUUGCUGGUCCAAAAACUGAAUACAUUAUCGAGGUUGAAUGUUCCUGUUCAGCUUUGUAUUUUCAGGGUGUGUUACCUUACCAUGCACAUAUGUCAGUGGGGGCUGGGGACUUUGAGGAAGGCGAGACGGUCAUACAGUAACUUCUUAAUUUACACUCCUAAUCUCCAAAUGCUGUAUUAAAGUAUUAGGGAAGAAACUUGAAAUAUAUAUUUCUAUACUGUAUUUUUGGAGCUUUUGAAAAACGUUUCUGAAAAUGGUAAAAAGUGGUUAAGAAUAAUAAACACGUUAAUUAAA
Messenger RNA from Paramormyrops kingsleyae, 4205 nucleotides. It is a transcript of the gene ctdsp2, whose product is annotated as CTD (carboxy-terminal domain, RNA polymerase II, polypeptide A) small phosphatase 2. Gene Ontology annotation, molecular function: RNA polymerase II CTD heptapeptide repeat phosphatase activity. Lineage: Eukaryota; Metazoa; Chordata; Actinopteri; Osteoglossiformes; Mormyridae. The record is from RefSeq and is a predicted model, not a curated record.